AUGGCAGAGGAAAGUUGUCCGACACGAAGGUCCGUUUUGCUGGAAGAGGUAUUUCGAGCCUUAGAUUCAAAGCAACGCGGCUUUGUCAGCAAGGUCGAGCUUGCUCAUAUUCUGGAUGCCAUGCAGGCAGAUGCAAAGGGACCAAUGCCCAUCCCGGAGGCAUUGCUCCCGCACAAGAUUUCGCGUGACUGCAAAGUCAGUCCGCAAGACCUCACCGGUUGGCUGGAAGCGCUGUCUGUAGCAGAGCUGGAGGAUGUCAAGUGGUUUGCAGAAAGCGUGGUCAAAGUGGAGUCGGAGCUUCGAGAAGUCUGGCUACAUGCAGUCAAGCGAUGGCAAGAAGCUGUUGUGCAACUGCAAUCUCGCGACCUGCACCGCUACCUGCUGUCCUCGCAGCCGAGCCGGGUGGCCCGCUGGCUCCAGCUCCGGACAGACCCAAGUGAGCCGGUUGGCCUUCCAGGUCUCGGCUUCAGCCAGCACGAAGUGGAGACGCUUUUUGCUGAUGAAACCGCAGAUGACAUCAACGCCUGCCACGAGCACAUCGAGCCGUUUCUUUUGGCAGUGCAGCUCAGAGAAGAACUUGGCCAGCUCAAGCUGAGUGCAGACACGGCUGGACUUGCAUCAGAACUUCUGACCAAGCUGGUGCAGCUGGCCAGCUCGCGGGACCUGGCCUGCCUGCUGACUCACGAGGAGACCCUCGGUCUGGCCACAAGCCUAGUGGGAGUAGACGGCGUACCCCAGCAGGUUACAGUGGAAGCAUCCAAGCUCAUCAUGACGAUCCUAGGUCAUCGAAUCCAUGAGAGCUGCCGUAAUGUGGAAGACAACCAGCUCUCGGCUGUCAGCCUGGAGUUCGCCAUGGUAAUUCAAUCGCAACUGCUCAUGCCGGAGACACUGGAUGCCCUCAACUUUGCAGAGGCCUCCGCCCUCUGCACCGCAACUUUCUGCGGAGUCUGGCCCUGGCGAAAUCUGCAAAUCAGGCACUUGGCACGACUGCAGAAGUUGCCACGCAGACGGGUGCAAAGCCCUGCAACUAUCUGCUUGCGGCGCCUAGAGGUGAGCCAUGCAGAGGCCUUUGGUGGCAUGUCUUGGAACCUCUUGCUGGAGCCGCUAGCUGCUUGUGGUGGAGCGCACCUGCAGGAGUUGUGCCUCGGCCACUGUCUGAUCAACGCAGGAGGCCAAGUUCCACACUCCUGUGGCUUUUGGACCGUCCUCCGUCAAGUCACACGGCAGCUGCACACAUUGCAGUUGCCGCACUUGGUUGUGUGCGCGCCAGGUGGCAGCCCUGCUGCCUUUGCAGACGGCGCAUCUGCGGCUUUGCCGGCCGUCCGUGCUCUUCAAAUUCCCCACGCAACGCUCAUUGAAUGCCGUCCAAGAAGCUUGGUGGCUGAAGCAGUCUCUUCCCAAACAGCGUGCUGGGAGGCGCUUGUCAGGGAGAUAUGUACCCUUUCGACACUGCGCGAGGUGGACAUCACCGGCGCGUGGCGACCCAUUGAUCCGGCCCACAUCAGGAGCCUGCCAGAUGAUGGGCCAUCCGGAUCCGCGACCUCGAACUUUGACAGUCUCGGCGAGGUUGGCCGCUUGGUACCUUGCGACGAAGACGUGUUGACACUCUUUGAUUCGUGGCGUCAGCGGAUGAGCGAGAUCAACGCGUUGUUCAAUCCCACCGUGAAAGUGGUGCAUGAAGACUGGGACUUGUGCCGGCAGACUCUGCAGUCUUACCUUGAGGUGGCCUUUGAUCCGCUCGAGGUGCCCGGAUCGCCAGGGCAAGCAGGUGCAGGUCAGCGGCUGGGAACGAUUUCGCGGUGGGUAGAGAACUUGGUGAUGCAGCAGUCGGAUCUUGAUAGGGGCGAGAUGGUGGACAAGCUUAUCAAGUACGAUGAGCAGCGGCUGUUGGCUGCGGAGCAGGAGUCCGUCCCGGAAUCGUUGUUCUCCCACGGCAGGACGAUCCACAUUGUCCUCUCUCGUUUAGAUCUGGCGUCGCACUAUUCACUGCACGAGCGCCGAACGCCUAUCCGCACACACCUCCUGAAGUUCCUGCUGAACGUCUUGUCAAGUUCCGGAGAUCGCGGCAGAUCUCUCUUUCGAGCUGGCGGAGGGAUGGCCGCAAUCUGUUCUGUCUUGCGUGGAGAUGCUUGGGGGGAAGUCAGACCCGAGCUGCCCCUGGCGGUGGAACUUGACCAGCCUGACCACACGAAGAAGGAUGAUGCGUUUUCGUCAACUGGGUCAUGGCCGGGCCUGGGGGAUGAGCCAAGGUACUACGAGGCUGACUUUGCAGACAACAAGUUCUACGGUCCAAAGGAUCGUGUGUUGGCUGCAGCAUUCUUGGAGUUCUUGGGCUCGGAAGAACUCUGGGGCGAUAAUCUUCUGGACGAGUUCUGCCAAAGCGCAGAGGUCCUUCAGGCCCAGGAGCAGAAUCUAGGUGGUCCUUCAGUCGACAUGCAUAGCAGGCUAGUUCUAGCACGGGAUUGGUACAGUAAUUAG
This is a messenger RNA of Symbiodinium sp. CCMP2592, 2478 nucleotides long. The record is from the annotation of a GenBank genome assembly. Lineage: Eukaryota; Dinophyceae; Suessiales; Symbiodiniaceae.